GUGAAGGAGAACCAGAGACACCAAAACAAGAACAUGAAUCUGAAACUUCUUUUUUACCCUGGACUCCUUCUGCUGCUUAUUGUCAGUCMAAAGCAGGCAGGGGCCAGAUCCAUUUCCAGCUCACAGAGUCUGUCCAAAUUGUUGGAGGAGGACCUGGAGCAUGUCCUGGUCUCAGAAGAGAGGGAUGAGCAAGAAGAGGUGAUCCCAGAAGGUGUUUUUGACCAGCAAGACACUGAACUCCAGUGGAUCCAAAAUGCCAGGGAUCAGCCUGAGAGCACGUUCAUGGGUGACAGUGAAAUCCAGAGAUUCUUCAGCGACCUCCUGAAUUUAUCCCGCAGAUACCGAGGCAGAAGCAAAAAGGGYCGCUCCAGGGGCUGUUUUGGGGUCAGGCUGGACAGAAUUGGGUCACUGAGUGGACUGGGAUGCUGAUUCUUUACUCUGGACUGAUUUGGGGUUUCAAAGGACUGGCUGUCAGUGAGAUAUUCAGCUCUUUAUCACAUUGGCUCCACCAAUCCAUCCACAACAUGAGAAAAUUGCACCCAGCUCUCCCCKGAAUUACUUGGCCAUCAGAACACACCUUUGCUGCACUGUUUGUAUCAGAGUAGUUAUUUGUGAACUUCUAUCUGAAAAUUAAUCAUAAAGAACCACGUUUGUACUGUUUGUGUAUUGAAUGUAUAAAUAAAUAAGUCUCAUUAUG
Molecule: messenger RNA, 697 nt
Organism: Malurus melanocephalus (red-backed fairy wren)
Lineage: Eukaryota; Metazoa; Chordata; Aves; Passeriformes; Maluridae
Product: C-type natriuretic peptide 1-like
Exons: 3
Coding region: 34-429 (131 amino acids)
Cellular component (GO): extracellular region
Molecular function (GO): hormone receptor binding; hormone activity
Source: RefSeq, a predicted model, not a curated record